AUGGCUGGAGCAGUUUCACCAAUAACUCGACAAGUAACUAAAGAAAACCAAGAAAUCGGGACCACGUCGGGCGAUUCUCGUCUCGAAGACGUCGAGAACUGUUUGAUUUACGACCAGCAUGGAGUCCCUGUUCCGUUCAAGAAAUUAUAUCAAGACAGGAAAUCGGUCAUUAUUUUCGUGCGGAAUUUCCUGUGCUACAGCUGUAAAGAAUAUGUGGAGGAUCUGAGCAAAAUACCCCGAGAAGCACUGGAGGAUGCUGACAUUCGACUGGUUGUGAUCGGUCAGUCUGCUCAUCCCCACAUUGAGCCAUUCUGCUCGCUGACAGGGUAUCCCUAUGAAAUAUACGUGGACCCGGAUAGGUGUAUUUAUCAAAAGCUUGGGAUGAAGAGAGAGGAAAAAUAUACAGACUCGGCCCACCCAAGCCCCCAUGUGAAGUCUGGUAUCUUUAUGGGACAACUGAAGAGUAUAUGGAGGGCCAUGACUAGCCCUGCAUUCGACUUCCAGGGAGACAUGCAUCAACAAGGUGGAGCCAUCAUUGCAGGACCAGGCUCCCAUGUUCAUUUCUCCCAUUUCGACAUGAACCGCCUGGACCACAUGCCCAUCGACUGGCUCCUGCAGCACGCCGGACUUCAACAGACUCUGGACUUCAGCGAUAAGCCAAAGAUCGUUCAUGUGUAGCCAGCUGGGCAGCCCGACGAUGCACACAAGUGGCUUGUUCGGUUGACAAAAAGGAGUUUGGUCCAAAUCAAUAUCCAUAACAGAUAUUAGUGUGUUUCUGAGUCUGUUGUCUAUCAUAUCUGAUGGGUAGCUGCCUUCUCAAAGAUCUUGGAUAGGUCAUUCCUGACAUUGGACACAUUAGUUUACAAAAACUAUUUCUGGGGAAAAGCCAGUUCUGGCAGUGAAAAAGCACAGGGAAAAAGCUUGUAAGUUGCCCUCGGUCGUGCCUGUGGUGAGAAGGCAUGUGUGAUGGAUGGGUAAAGGGGAUAUGAAUUAAUUACUGAUGUAUUAUAUGUAUGUUAUAUAGUAAGAUGGUUGUGUGGGUGGUUGCGUGGGCGCUACCACCCACCUUAUUUCUAUA
Molecule: messenger RNA, 1078 nt
Organism: Cyclopterus lumpus (lumpfish)
Lineage: Eukaryota; Metazoa; Chordata; Actinopteri; Perciformes; Cyclopteridae
Gene: prxl2c
Product: peroxiredoxin like 2C
Exons: 6
Coding region: 1-678 (225 amino acids)
Source: RefSeq, a predicted model, not a curated record